AUACGGUUUGGUCCAGUCGAGGAUCCGUAGCGCGAUAUUGUUAACCUCGUGCUUUGCCGUAGCAAUCUCAAGGUAAUAUCAAAGAGCCUCUGGCUUGCUCGCUAAUACUAAUAUAUUUACAAAUAAAAUGAGCGGAAAGAAAACAGAAGGACGAUCGGCUAGUAUCAUGGGAUGGAUAAGCUCUGCUUGCCAUUUCGCGGCGGACAGAAAUGAUUUUAGAAGGAAUCUCCUUGUGAACCUGGGUUUAUUCGCAGCGGGUGUUUGGGUGGCAAGAAACCUUUCAGACUUUGACUUGAUGUCUCCUCAGCCAGUUACGUAGUUCCCAAUCAACAAAAAAGAACUUUAACAGGUGAAAUGGAAGAACAGAGACAUUUUCUACGAUGGUCUUGACCAAGCCCAUUCAACUCUGAAGGGAAUAAAUCCCAGCAACUGGAUGGUUUCAAAUGUAAAUUUCUUUCUGUACAUUAAUUGUUUUGUUGAAAUAAAGCUCACGUUUAAACGGUU
This is a messenger RNA of Sinocyclocheilus anshuiensis, 504 nucleotides long. It is a transcript of the gene tomm6, whose product is annotated as translocase of outer mitochondrial membrane 6 homolog (yeast). The record is from RefSeq and is a predicted model, not a curated record. The transcript has 3 exons. Lineage: Eukaryota; Metazoa; Chordata; Actinopteri; Cypriniformes; Cyprinidae. Gene Ontology annotation, cellular component: mitochondrial outer membrane translocase complex. The coding region runs from base 128 to 319 and encodes 63 amino acids.